Molecule: messenger RNA, 1514 nt
Organism: Impatiens glandulifera
Lineage: Eukaryota; Viridiplantae; Streptophyta; Magnoliopsida; Ericales; Balsaminaceae
Product: glycine-rich cell wall structural protein
Exons: 1
Coding region: 81-1310 (409 amino acids)
Source: RefSeq, a predicted model, not a curated record
AUGAGUGACUAUAUAAGUGUGUUGAUCAGUAAGUUAGUUUACACCAAAAUCUGUAUACUCUUUCUUCUUUCAGUAUAAAGAUGAAAGGUGGAUCAAUUUUUGCAGUGGGUAUUUUGUCUUUACUCUGUUUUCAUGUUUUUGUCUCGAGUUACGUUGAUGCCAGAGAUAUUGCCAGAGAAUUGAGGGAUGAUGAGGAGAAAAAUCUUGGAGGCGGAUUCGGAGGAGGUCAGGGAGGUGGGUUCGGUGGUGGUUAUGGAGGCGGCGGAGGUUUUGGAGGUGGUGGUGGUUUUGGAGGCGGUGGGGGUAUUGGUGGUGGGUUCGGCAAAGGUGGCGGAGUAGGGGGAGGUUUUGGAAAGGGUGGUGGGAUUGGAGGUGGGUUUGGAAAGGGAGGCGGUGUUGGUGGAGGAUUUGGAAAGGGAGGCGGUGUUGGUGGAGGAUUUGGAAAGGGUGGUGGAAUUGGCGGUGGGUUUGGAAAGGGAGGCGGUGUUGGUGGAGGAUUUGGAAAGGGUGGAGGCAUAGGAGGUGGUAGCGGUGGUGGUGCUGGAGGAGGAUUCGGAAAGGGUGGAGGCAUAGGAGGUGGUAGCGGUGGUGGUGCUGGCGGUGGAUACGGAAAGGGUGGCGGUGUUGGUGGUGGGUACGGAAAGGGUGGCGGUGUUGGUGGUGGAUACGGAAAGGGUGGCGGUGUUGGCGGUGGAAUCGGAAAGGGUGGAGGCAUAGGAGGUGGCAGCGGUGGUGGUGCUGGUGGAGGAUACGGAAAGGGUGGAGGCAUUGGAGGUGGUAAUGGUGGUGGUCUUGGUGGAGGAUACGGAAAGGGUGGUGGUGUUGGCGGUGGAAUUGGAAAGGGUGGUGGUAUUGGCGGUGGAUUCGGAAAGGGUGGAGGUAUAGGAGGUGGUAGUGGUGGUGGUCUUGGCGGUGGAAUCGGAAAGGGCGGUGGUGUUGGCGGUGGAUUCGGAAAGGGCGGUGGUGUUGGCGGUGGAUUCGGAAAGGGCGGUGGUGUUGGAGGAGGAAUAGGUGGGGGUUCUGGAGGUGGCAUAAUAGGCGGUGGAGGUGGCAUAAUAGGCGGUGGAGGUGGCAUAAUAGGCGGUGGAGGAGGCUUUGGCAAAGGGGGAGGAUUUGGAGGUGGUUUUGGGAAAGGUGGUGGAUUUGGAGGUGGUUUUGGGAAAGGUGGUGGAUUUGGAGGUGGUUUUGGGAAAGGCGGUGGAAUAGGAGUCGGUAUAGGAGGUGGAAGUGGAGGUGGAUUUGGCGGCGGUGGAGGAUUUGGCGGUGGCGGUGGUGGAGGAGGCGGCGGUGGAAUAGGGGGACACCAUUAAGGAAUGAUUUAAGAGCUUUAGAAUGGAACUUAUGAUAAAUGAUAGGUUCUGAAAAAAUUGGAGCCCGCAGCCCACAUGAAACAAUGGCUUAAGGAUAUUUGUGUGCUUGUAUUAAAAUGUCUUAUUAUUAUUGUUGUUGUUAACUUGUUCUGAUCCCGGAUUAAUUAAUAUAUAUUGCAUGCAUGCUAGCCUUAAUUUUCCUAA